AUGAUUGAACCAAAGAAAUUGCUAGAAGUGCAACUUGAUUUAGAACAUAAGAAACCUCAAAUAUAGAUCUAUGAUGAAAACUUGGAUAAUGUAUUGAAUGAUAACAAAUAAGCUUUUGUUAUUGGGAUACUCGGCCGGUAAUAGAUAGGCAAAAGUACCUUCUUGAGAUCUUGUUUUGAUGUGAAAUUUAAAUCUAGUUCUGCUGAAUCACAGGGUAAACAAACAACUGUAGGUUAAGAUAUUGCGGUAAGGAAAGCGGAUUAGUAUGAUUUAGUUUUAAUUGAUGCUGAAGGUUUUGGGAGCUCAGAAAGCAAAGAAAAAUAUAAAAAUCAAAUCUUUUGGACAUCAGACUAAAAAAAAAAAAGAAAGAUAGCUCGAAAUCUCUCUAAAUUUUCAUUAGCUUUAUAGUCAGUAUUUCUACUAGAUAUCUGCGAUAUUCUUUUUGUUGUCAAUGAGUACAAUCAUGAUUGGGAAGAUUUUGAAGAAUUUAUUGACAACUAUUAAAAGUUCAACAACUAAGAAAUAUCUCUUCCUCAAAUAAUUUACUUGAUAAAAGGAGCUGAUACAAAAAACAAGUAAUAAUUGGCGGUAACUAAUCUUUAAUAAGCAUUUGCUAAUGAGAAUACUGAAGGAAAUGACCCAUAAAAUUUUGAUAAUAAAAAUAACAAUAGAAUUACUGACAUUAAAUACCACUUUUUGCCGAGUUACUCUGGAGAUGAUUCUGUUUAUAAGCAAAAAAAUGAUCUUAUUCUAAGUUUCAUCGAAGACACCAUAAAAAAUUAAUGA
Stylonychia lemnae is the source of this 786-nucleotide messenger RNA. The record is from the annotation of a GenBank genome assembly. Lineage: Eukaryota; Ciliophora; Spirotrichea; Sporadotrichida; Oxytrichidae.